AUGGGCCAGAAGCCAGCCACCCAUGCCGUCAAUGGGAACCCCACGGUCCCUUCAUUCCCAGCGGAGACACAGACGGCAAUUUUUGGCAUGGGGUGCUUCUGGGGAGCAGAGCAGCUCUUCUGGAAGAUGCCGGGGGUCUUCUCCUCCACCCAGGUGGGCUACGCGGGAGGCUUCACCCCCAACCCCAUCUACGAAGAAGUGUGCACAGGGCUGAUGGAGCAUGCCGAGGUGGUGAGGGUCAUCUUCAAUCCUUGGAAGCUCAGCUACAAGGAGCUUCUCAAAGUCUUUUGGGAGAACCAUGACCCCACACAAGGCAAGCAGCAGCAGGAGGACCUGAGCACCCGGUACCGCUCCGUCAUCUACACACUGGGCCCCCAGCAGCAGGCAGCUGCCCUCCGCAGCAGGGAGGUGUACCGGCAGGUAGAUGGGGACACCGGGACCCCCCCUGGGGACACCGGGACCCCUCCUGGGGACACCGGCCACCGCCAGCGCUUCCAGGCAGCCUCUGGCUUCCAAAACACAAGAAAUUCCCCCAAAAACGCCGACGCUGUCCCCCCCGGGAACACCGGGACCCCCAUGCUCGCCCUCCCUGCCCUGCGGCAGCCGGGCUGA
Molecule: messenger RNA, 612 nt
Organism: Haliaeetus leucocephalus (bald eagle)
Lineage: Eukaryota; Metazoa; Chordata; Aves; Accipitriformes; Accipitridae
Product: mitochondrial peptide methionine sulfoxide reductase-like
Biological process (GO): cellular response to oxidative stress
Cellular component (GO): cytoplasm
Molecular function (GO): peptide-methionine (S)-S-oxide reductase activity
Source: RefSeq, a predicted model, not a curated record